UCGAGGAGACCAGGGGCUUCCACCUCCAUGACUUCUCCCAGAACUUGGAAGGCAAGGUGGGCUGGUUCGCUCAGCAGAUCUUCAAGCUGAAGAUAGCCCAGCUGCUCACGGAGGAGUUCUACAUCGUCCUAGACUCCAAGAACACGUUCAUCCGCGACGUGGAGGCGAACAGCUUCUUCAGCCCGUGCCACCAGGCCUACAAUUUCGCACAGUACACAAUGGACAAGGUGCCCGACCCGCACAACAAGUGGUACCACAAGUCCGCCGAGGCUCUGAACUUGGACAUCAGUCAGGCAGGUGAUACUCUCUGGCCUGCUUCAAUCACGCCGAUGACCAUGCACAGGCAGACGGUGCUGGACAUGCUGGAGUCGAUCGGGGAGGACCCGAGCCCCUACAGCAUCUGCGGGGGGCCCCUCUGCGGCAUGAUGGAGGACGGGGGCGUCACCGAGUUCACGGCGUACCAGUUGUACGCCCACUUCGUGAAGGAUUUCGAGUGUAUCCACAAGACGUCGCCCCCUGGCAAGGAGGACAUCGCCAUCUCGCUCUGGCGCGGCUUCGACGGUAGCUUCGGCCUCCUCGAGAAGGUGGCCAGUAAGGAGC
Messenger RNA from Prorocentrum cordatum, 600 nucleotides. The record is from the annotation of a GenBank genome assembly. NCBI's taxonomy places the organism in Eukaryota, Dinophyceae, Prorocentrales, Prorocentraceae.